GUCCCUCUUCGUGGCUUCCCGGGCGCUUUGCGCAUGAGCUACCGCCCUCCGGAAGCGAGUCCAAGGAGGCUGCAUCACCAUAGCAACCAAGGCUUACUCGAUAUGGUCAGUGACAACAUGUUGUCCCACCCGGAGAGCCGGGGCUUCCUCAUCGACGGCUUCCCCCGGGAGCUGAAGCAGGCCCAGGAGUUUGAGCGCAUCGUGGGCCGGGCCCCCAACGUCGUCAUCAUGUUCGACUGCUGCAUGGAGACCAUGGUCCGGCGCGUGCUGCACAGGGGCCAGGUAGAACACCGGGUGGACGACUCGGAGCCAGCCAUCCACCAGCGCCUGGAGACGCACUACACCUUGUGCGAGCCUCUCCUGACCUUCUACCAGCAGAACCUGCUGCGAAACAUCCUGGCAGAAGAGGCACCAGAGAACAUCUUUGCCAAGUGCUGCUCCGUCAUCGAAAGUCUGUAGUGAGACAGGAAGGGCUGGGGGCUUGGCUGUGCCCCUCGCCCAGAACCUGUCCAAGAGGGGCUCGGGGCCUAGAGGUGAGACCUCUGGCGAGGGGGCCAAUGCCCUCGUGACCUCAGAGGAACAGCUUCUCUCUUCCCAGGUGCAUUUUCCCACUAGGUGGGUUGACCAGAGGCCACCAACAAGCAUGCCCACAGGGGCAGGUGCCUGACACACCUGGCUGAGGACCUGGGGGCUAGGAAGCCCCACUAGAGGCAGUGGCUGUUAGUGGCUCCUGCUUGGUGCUGUCAGCCAGUGGGUACCACUGACCUGACCUGAGACCCUGCCUCGGGAUGCCCUCCCAAGGGCAGAUAGCUCAGGUGGCCCCUCAGUGCCCCCUCCCACCUCCUGUCCAGUCCCGUAGUCCUGGGGAGGCUGUAGCCUGCCACCGAGCACGGGCACAGGCCAGCUUCCACCUCAGGGCUCCGAACCUUAGCAAAAUAGGCUGGGGCCAGGCCGCCCCGUGAGGCACAGCGCCUGGCUCUGCCGUGGCAGCCGCAUCCAUGGGAACACCUGUCCCAGGGGGCCUCCUGCCCAUGUUCUUGGGGGGGUGAACUGGGCUCGGGAAGACAGUACUGCUGGGCACAGCCAGCCAUCCCCUUCCUGCACCAGCAGGGCAAAGUCUCGGGGGACCGAACCUCAUCUCACCGGCUGAGCCUUGUUCCUCCAGCAAACACAACUUCGGCCGGCAUGCACCUUUCUUUUUUUUUUUUUUUUA
Lemur catta (Ring-tailed lemur) is the source of this 1213-nucleotide messenger RNA. Its product is annotated as adenylate kinase isoenzyme 1-like. The transcript is spliced from 4 exons. Gene Ontology annotation, molecular function: AMP kinase activity; ATP binding. Gene Ontology annotation, biological process: nucleoside triphosphate biosynthetic process. The record is from RefSeq and is a predicted model, not a curated record. Gene Ontology annotation, cellular component: cytosol; cytoplasm. Bases 34 to 459 code for a protein of 141 amino acids. NCBI's taxonomy places the organism in Eukaryota, Metazoa, Chordata, Mammalia, Primates, Lemuridae.